Messenger RNA from Cordyceps fumosorosea ARSEF 2679, 645 nucleotides. RefSeq lists its product as hypothetical. The record is from RefSeq and is a predicted model, not a curated record. The coding region runs from base 1 to 645 and encodes 214 amino acids. The transcript has 2 exons. Lineage: Eukaryota; Fungi; Ascomycota; Sordariomycetes; Hypocreales; Cordycipitaceae.
AUGAUUCUGCAACGGCUAGCGGCCCGCGCGACGGCGGCCACGCCAAUCACCACCACUCUGCCGCUGUGCAGGGCCGUCCUCCCGGCGCAGCGCAGUGUCCCUCCCACGCCGAGCCUGCGACCGUACAGCAGCAGCAGCAGCAGCAGCAGCGCCGCAUACCCGACCGUCACGGACCGCGGCUUCUGGAAGUCGCUGAUCCCGAAGCCGCUGCGGCGGGAGAACCGCCCCGCGCGGCGCAAGGGCCAGGCGCGGCCGUGGAAUCCGGCCACGUACUUCAUCGUCAUGUUCCUGUUCGUCGGGUCCAUGUCGAUCCAGAUGAUCGCGCUGCGCAACCAGACCGGCCGCCACAUGCGGCAGGCGAGCGUGCGCCUGCAGCGCCUGCGCGAGGUCGUGGAGCGCGUACAGGCCGGCGAGGACGUCGACGUGGAGAAGGUGCUGGGCACGGGCGAGCCGCAGCGCGAGGCGGACUGGGAAGAGGUGCUGCAGGCGAUUGAGCGAGAAGAGGCGAUGAAGAAGUCGACGCCGAAGGACGCACCGAAACCGAAGAGCGCAGCCGCACCACAGCCGACAACACCGGCCGCCACCCCGCAGCCAAGCGCGGAACAAAAGUCAACGAAGAGCACAGGAUUUGGCAGCUUCUUUUAG